Messenger RNA from Pimephales promelas (fathead minnow), 1320 nucleotides. RefSeq names its product metaxin 2 (gene mtx2). Lineage: Eukaryota; Metazoa; Chordata; Actinopteri; Cypriniformes; Leuciscidae. The record is from RefSeq and is a predicted model, not a curated record. Gene Ontology annotation, biological process: mitochondrion organization. Gene Ontology annotation, cellular component: SAM complex; cytoplasm.
AACGAGGAGGACCGUGAUUGGCCAGAAAGCAGGAAAAACUUUUGGGUGACGUCACUACACUGGGACAGGAGCUUGCUUUGCCCUUGCGUGGGAAAUUAAUACCAUCUCGUUGUUGUGCUUCGAUUAAAGUAGAUUUCUUCUGCGCUGUCAUGUCUCUUGCUGCAGAGGCUUUCGUCUCUCAGAUUGCAGCUGCUGAGCCAUGGCCUGAAAAUGCUACUCUGUACCAACCUCUUAAAGAGGAUCAAAUCCUUCUGUCAGAUUCUGCGUCCUCGCUGGCAGUUCAGACUUUCCUGAGGAUGUGCGGCCUGCCAGUGCAGGUGUCCUGCCGUGCCAAUGCUGAAUACAUGUCACCGUCAGGGAAGGUUCCUUUUAUCCACGUUGGAAAUCAAGUUGUGUCAGAAUUGGGGCCGAUUGUUCAAUUCACAAAGGCAAAGGGUCAUGCUCUAAGUGACGGGUUGGAUGAUGUCCAGAGGGCAGAGAUGAAGGCUUACAUGGAGUUGGUCAAUAACAUGCUGCUGACUGCAGAGUUGUAUAUCCAGUGGUGUGAUGACUAUACUGCUACAGAGAUUUCUAGGCCACGAUACAGUAGUCCCUAUUCUUGGCCCCUCAAUCACGUUCUGGCCUAUCAGAAGCAGUGGGAGAUUCGGAGGAAGAUGAAUGCAAUUGGAUGGUCUGGAAAGAAUCUGGAGCAGGUGUAUGAAGAUGUGAGUCAGUGCUGUCAGGCCUUGUCACAGCGAUUAGGAACACAGCCCUACUUUUUCAACAAACAGCCAACCGAACUAGACGCUCUGGUGUUUGGUCAUCUUUUCACCAUACUCACCACACAACUGACCAGCGACGAGCUUGCUGAAAAGGUUAAAUCCUACACCAACCUGCUUUCUUUUUGCCAUCGUAUUGAACAGACUUAUUUUAAGGAGCACGACCGAGAAGACCAGUUUGGGUCCUCGCGCCAUUCCAAAAGCUCACUACCCUGAGGACCACCCUUUGCCCAAUAUUUCUCACUCCUUUGAUCAGUCUGAAAUGAUUGGCAUCUUUGAUAUUCUUUGUGAAAGACUUAAAAUAUCAAACAGAUCAGUAGGAGGGAGAAAAAGGGCAUUAAAUAAAGGUUUGUGAAUAUUUAAAGUAUUCCCAACACGUUUCCGAACUACUCCUUUGCCUGUUCGUAAUGCCAUAACGGGAACUUGCCUGCCGCAACAGUAGAACUAGGUUUCGUGUAUAAUGAUUUAGUUGAUGUAAAUCUUUUUUCCACUCUGUCAUGCCUUUGUCUGAUGUGUUAAUGGAAAGUGCCUACGAAGUAAAUAAACUUUAAGUUGGACGUUU